AUGGCUAAAUUUAGAGGGUCUUAUAUAUUGUUGGCUCUCUUUGUAGUGCUCAUUGCCAUGGAAGCUUCUGUUGUUUUUGGCCAAGCCAAGGGCAAUGGAAGCGCCAAUGGGAAAAAUGGAAAUAAUGCUGAUGUUACAAACUACCAGGUAUUGCCACCACUUGCAACCGGACAAGAGAGAUGCAUGUGUAAGGCUCAGGGUGCCUGUUUCUACAAGACCCUUGUGUGUCCACCGGAGUGCCCUCAGAGAAAGCCUAAGCAGAACAAGAAACACAAGGGCUGCUUCGUCAACUGCGGCAGCAAGUGUGAAGUCACCUGCAAGUUUAGAAGAGCCAACUGUAAUGGGUAUGGUUCUCUCUGCUACGAUCCUCGAUUUGUUGGAGGAGAUGGUGUUAUGUUCUACUUCCAUGGAGCCAAGGGAGGAAACUUUGCCAUUGUUUCGGACGAUAACCUCCAGAUCAACGCACACUUCAUUGGAACUCGACCACUAGGAAGGACUCGCGACUUCACAUGGGUUCAAGCCCUCUCCAUCAUGUUCGACAAUCACAACCUUGUCAUUGCAGCCAAGAGGGUCUCAAAGUGGGAUGACAAAGUUGAUGCUCUCAUCGUAAGGUGGGAUGGUGAGUCAGUUAGCAUUCCUACUGAUGGAGAAGCCGAAUGGAGGACUAACGGUGAUGAGGAACGACAGGUAAUCGUGGAAAGAACCGAUGACACUAACAGCGUACGAGUUACAGUGGCAGGGCUACUGGAAAUGGACAUAAAGAUUAGGCCUAUUGGAGAAGAAGAAAACAAGGUUCAUAAGUAUCAAAUACCCGCUGAUGAUACUUUUGCUCACUUGGAAACACAGUUCAGAUUUUCGAACUUAUCUGAACUAGUGGAAGGAGUUCUGGGUAAGACUUACAGGCCAGGUUAUGUUAGUCCAGUCAAGGUUGGAGUUCCGAUGCCAAUGAUGGGUGGGGAGGACAAGUACAGGACUCCUUCACUAUCCUCACCUCUCUGCAAGGUUUGCAGAUUCCAAACUAGUCAAUCUGCAGUGUUUGAAAAUACAAGUGGAGGAGUGGCAUCAUACUGA
Molecule: messenger RNA, 1071 nt
Organism: Fragaria vesca subsp. vesca
Lineage: Eukaryota; Viridiplantae; Streptophyta; Magnoliopsida; Rosales; Rosaceae
Exons: 3
Coding region: 1-1071 (356 amino acids)
Source: RefSeq, a predicted model, not a curated record